Molecule: messenger RNA, 840 nt
Organism: Penicillium brasilianum
Lineage: Eukaryota; Fungi; Ascomycota; Eurotiomycetes; Eurotiales; Aspergillaceae
Source: the annotation of a GenBank genome assembly
AUGUCUACCACCGAUCACCCGGAGUCCGGGGUGCCCGACUCCAGCGACCAUCACGAGUCGGGGGCCACCACGACUUCUCCGCAGCAGAGCUCCCUACCCCAACCCACGACCACGGAGUCUACUUCUAGCCCAGCAAAUUCAGACCCGGUCGCCGAUGCACCCACAUCUACCGCAUCGGCGGAUUCCCAGCAAUCUCCCUCGGGCGAAGAUACAGCCACUGCGCCCCAGCACCCCGCAAGCGGUGGCGAAAGCGUCGCCCCUAUGACAGCAAUGACUGGCUCCACGACGACCCCGGCCAACGACACCACCACCACCGUCGCGCAGUCGCAAAAUCUAGACACGCCAUCAAUGGGGACUCAUGAGCCUAAGUCUGGCGCGGAGCUUUCGUCGGACCAGUCGGAGGAUAUCUCGGGGAAGGAGGUUGAGGAUGCGGGUCCGACACUGGUCAUCACGUUGCUGUUGACGACGGGAUCGCGACACCCUUUCACGAUCGAUGCGAAGUAUCUGCGAAAGCAAUCGGUCAAUGUCGAGAAUGAUGAUCCCUUCGCGAUGAGCGUUUAUACGCUGAAGGAGCUGAUUUGGCGGGAAUGGCGAUCGGACUGGGAAACUCGCCCUUCGUCGCCGAGCUCUAUCCGUCUGAUCUCUUUCGGCAAGUUGUUGGAUGACAAGUCUCCUCUGUCUGACUCUAAAUUCAGUGCGGACCACCCCAACGUCGUACAUAUGACCGUCAAACCGCAGGAGGUGGUGGACGAGGAAGAUGCCAAGGGUGCAAAGGCGCACUUGAACCGCGACCGCGAAGCGAGUGAGCGCAGCCCUGGAUGCCGCUGUGUCAUCCUAUAG